Messenger RNA from Colletotrichum scovillei, 1420 nucleotides. RefSeq lists its product as uncharacterized. The record is from RefSeq and is a predicted model, not a curated record. NCBI's taxonomy places the organism in Eukaryota, Fungi, Ascomycota, Sordariomycetes, Glomerellales, Glomerellaceae. Bases 541 to 1098 code for a protein of 185 amino acids. The transcript is spliced from 2 exons.
UACGAGUGAGCGAUGCGACCCCCCCUCCACCCCUCUUUUUGUUUCUCCCGCUUGUCUGCCAACGGGCACGAUCUACGCCGCGUUUGUGGGGGAAGAGGGGAGGGGAUGGGAUAAGUGAGAAAGGAUGUCGCUUGACGGCGACACGGUCCAUCCAGUCGACUGCGGUCGCAAGAAAUACGAGAAUGGUACCCUUUGUGCUACGUCAUGGUUCAACGGUGCCACCUCUCCGGCCUUACCGACUUUCAUGCAAUGGAUGGCUAGGACUCCCGGGUUUAGACUCUUUGAUGGAAUGCUGUGUGGAAAGGCAACUGGCGAUCUUUUGUCAAUGUCGAUGGGACUGGCGAAAAGUUUGACGAUGCUAGGUGUACUUAAACCUGCGUGAUGUUCCUCGUCUAAAGUCUUGAGAUUUUGCAUCACAGCAGCACGCUUCUUCCGUCUCAUCUCAAUUCAUCUCACCUAAUCCCACUUCAUAGUAAACAUAAACUCAUCCUCUCAAAUUAAAGACCCCUCAACCCAUCACAACACUCGUCAACCCUCAAAAUGUACUUCCUUGCCAGCCUCCUACUCCUCGCUCCAGCCCUCGCCUCCCCCAUCGCCCAACGCGAGGAGACGUGCGGCCAAAAAUCAGGCAAGCUCUCUGAGUGGACGCUCACGGGUUUCGACUACCACGCCAGCUACAUCUUCAGCACGCCCUCACACCAGAACUCCUGGGGCUACAUCAGCUUCAACGUCUCCAACCCGGUCCUCGACUACACCGUCGCCUGCUCCGCCGCCAGCAGCCGUCUCAACGACUUCUUCUACGGCGAGCAGGUCUACCAGUGCACGCCGCCCGAGGGCGGGGAGAGCACGGCCACGUCCUUCACGUGGAGCACGCCUGAGAAGGCUGUUGCGUUGAACCAGUCGUGGACUUGUAACGAUGAUCCCAAGUACCCAGCCCGCUACACCGCAAAGGGCGGCGCCGUCGCCGAUCUCCAGUGCGAGGAGACGUUCUGGCAAAACGAUAACUGGACCAUUGGUCAGAUUUACUCGACGCGCAACAUCAACUGCGGCAUCAUCACGCUGCCUACCCCGAUCAAGGAGAUCUCCGCGGUCGCUUAGACGGGACCAGUCUUAAUCACGGUUCACGGAUAAUUAGAGCUCCGGCGCGGGGCUCGAUUCCAUCCGCGCAUAAUCGACGACGCUUUACACGACUUUUACGAUGAUUUGGCUGUUUUGCUUUUACGACACUCCUUUGAUGGAUGCUUCGCACUUUUGCAUAGUUCCGGCGCCUAGAAAACCUUUCCCGGGCAUUGACCUAAUGAUGGGAAGAGGGAUGCUAUUUCGGGAUGAAAAUGGGACACGGAGCAUAUAGAAGCAUGUUUGGAAUAAUUCUAAUGAUCUAAUUCUUCUUCAUAACUGAGUAGACUCACUGAUUGCCUCG